Messenger RNA from Ipomoea triloba (trilobed morning glory), 1010 nucleotides. RefSeq lists its product as uncharacterized. The coding region runs from base 101 to 994 and encodes 297 amino acids. The record is from RefSeq and is a predicted model, not a curated record. The transcript has 5 exons. NCBI's taxonomy places the organism in Eukaryota, Viridiplantae, Streptophyta, Magnoliopsida, Solanales, Convolvulaceae.
AAGAAAAAAAUGCGUUUCUUCUCUACUGCGAGAGACUGAGGGAGAGACUAGAGAGGGUGGGUGGUGUUUGCGCACAGUUCAGUGGUCGAAGCUCACAGCUAUGGCUCCCCGCGGAAGACCCAGAAAAAGGUCAACGAGAAUGGACGCAGCGCUUGAUGCAAUGCGGAAUCUAGGUUUUGAAGAGGAAGUUGUUACACGAACAGUGAAGGAGCUUCUCGAUAUAUAUGGAGACGAUGGUUGGCCAUUCAUUGAAGAGUAUGGGUACAAGGAGCUCAUUGAUGCAAUUCUUCGUGGUUCGGAGACAACAAAAGAUGAAAACAUGGAGGAGAAUGAUUCUAGACAAAAUGAAGUAGCUAACGUAAGGCCUGAAGAUGUAGCUGGAUCAUCUAACACUGCUUCAGGACAAAUAUGCUCUGAAGUUGGUGAUUUUGCACCAGAGGCUGAGAACACUAUUGUGAAAUCACCUUCUUCGAGUACUUGCAAUCCUGUGAAGAACACAGACAACAGAGGAGGUACUCCCCUUGCCAAUGAAGGUAUAAGUGGUUGGAAAAAAGUAGCAGAUUACCAGAGUAACCAGAUAACCUCGACUCAGAAAGAGAGAUGUAAUGAUAUCUGCAAUUCGAGUGGGAAUCCUGGGGCUGAAAUGAACUCUCAGAGCGCCCUUGCAGUCUUGACCCCAGUUGUGCCUUCUCCCCAGACACCCUUGAUUCAGAAGGACAAAUCCCAUGAUGAUCGCAAAAUGAAUUCGCAGAGUGCCUCUGCGGUUCACUUUUCACCUCCGACUUCAUCCCAGACACCAGUUGAUCCACAGCUGGUUACUCCUCAAUCAUCUCGUAGGCGUAGGCGUAUACCUUGUUAUGGCUGGAUUGAUAGUGACGAUGAAGAAGAGCCGGUUGAUUUGGUACACUUGACACCAGUGGAGCCUGCCAAACGACCAACACAAUUUGUUAGGAACAACUAUGGACCUAACCAGGUGAAGCACCAGUCAGAAUAGGAUGUAAAGCCCAGAA